This is a messenger RNA of Melanotaenia boesemani (Boeseman's rainbowfish), 3013 nucleotides long. Its product is annotated as F-box only protein 41-like. The record is from RefSeq and is a predicted model, not a curated record. Gene Ontology annotation, molecular function: protein binding. The transcript has 17 exons. The coding region runs from base 293 to 2737 and encodes 814 amino acids. Lineage: Eukaryota; Metazoa; Chordata; Actinopteri; Atheriniformes; Melanotaeniidae.
CGCCGACACUCCGCGCGGGGCGGUGGCGAAGGAGCGCCUCCAUCCAGCCUGCGGUGUUUCCCGCCACUACCGAUUCAGUACCAGGACCUGGUUCUCAUGGUACCGGACUGAGUAGCCUGGCCGACCGAGCCGCAGAGAGCGCGAGCUGCUGAGCGGGAAGCCAUGGCAACGGGAUACUGGGAGUGAUGCAGACCGAGUGACGCAGCGACGGAUCCGGGUGGAUUCAGGCUGGACCAGGACUCUUCAACCGCGGAUCAAUAAGUCCAGGCCUGGCGCUGCUCCCCGGUGAAUCAUGUCUUCCUCCUCGUCCUCCUCCUCAGAGUUGCCCUACUUUUGUCCUCGCUGUGGCGAUGCUCUUCGCUUCUCGUCUGUACCAGAGCUCCGGGCUCACCUGGUGAGCCGACACACCUACGAGACCCUGCUGGUGCUGUCACAGGCCCGGGUCAGAAGCUCCAGACCUGGUACUCUCCUCCCACUCCCUGGCCCAGCUGUAUCCCACAGUCAGAGCUCCUCCCUAGAUAUGGAACCCUGCAGCCUCCCCCCGCCACUGGCCUGCCUGGACCUGGCUUCUUCAUCUGCCUCCGUGCAGCUGCUCAGGGAUAUGUUCAGCCCAGUGGACAGCACUCUUCCCACCCCCACAGGCCACACAGAAGACCCCUCCACAGCUCUGGUCCUUCCUGGGCAUCUGGACUCCUUUCCCGGUGAGGUGGGGGUCCAGCUGGGGCUGGAAUUUGGACUGUCGGUGGGGAUCGGGCUGGAGGAGCGACUGGGACUAGGGCUGGAUCAUAAAAUCGCCCGGACGUUUGCAGAGGUGGAGGACAGGGUGAACCGGCGCAUGGGUCGGCUGAGGGCGGAGCUACAGAGGAGGGAGGCGGAGCUUGAGCUGGAGAGACGUGAUGGGGAACGGUUGAAGAGCGAGAAGUGGGAGGUGGAGAAAAGGGCAGCGUACCUGUCCAGACAGGUGUCUGCUGCCAUGGAGAUGAUGGAGCGAUUAAAGAAAGAUCUGACGGGAAAAGAGGAAGAGCUGAACGAACGGCAACAAGAGAUGGCGGAUAUCGAGCUUUUUCUGAGAGAGACAGCAGAGAAGGAGGCUGAGGCCAAAUCCAGGCUGCAGGUGUUUAUUGAGACGCUGUUGGAGCGUGCCGACCGUGCAGAGAGACAGUUAUUGCUGCUCAGCCACAAUCACUUCACACACAGUGACAAUUAUGCGUGUGCUGACCCGUACACCCUCUCUGAGGUGUAUUCACCUGGACUUGGACGAUGUGGACGCAGUCUGGAUGGCAGCGCUGAUGAUAUAAUUGCCAACAGGACCAUCGGCAACAGGAGGAGUUACAGCAUCUCUGGCUCCUACAGACUGGGAGAGAAGCUGUAUGGCCAACAGCCCUACAGCUGUCUUACUGGAAGGAUGCGGACCAUGUCUCUGGGCUCAGGAGGGUGGGACUGUGAGGGUGGUUCAGCCCUCAUCCAUCCAUCUCACUACGCUCAACCAUGGACUCGACGACAGAGAGGAGACGGGCAGCGGGAAAGGGUCUGGGUCGGGGAGGAAGGCUGGGGGACAACAUGGAGCAAACGAAACCUUCGUCACCACAGCACAGAGGAAGAGGAGGAAGAAGAGGAGGAAGAGGAGGGUUUGUGGAGCAGUGCUGAGAUGAGGAGGCUAAUAUUUGCCAGGACUCACACACCUGGAUCAGAUGUCCCCUCCUCCAUCCACUCCACCCCCUCCCAUCACUAUGGCGACAGGCAGCUUGGGGCAAACACCUUGAAACUAAGGGCGGGGCUUUUUUGUGUCUUCCCAUAUUUGGACGUACGCUCGUUACUGCGGGCGGCUGAGGUGUGCUCUGAUUGGCGGCUUGUUGCCAGGCAUCCUGCCGUCUGGACACGCCUUCGGCUGGAUAACGCCAGGGUUUCAGCAGAGUUCCUGACCACUCUGUCUCAGUGGUGCACCCAAACUCAGUCUGUUGUUCUAAACAACCUGAAGCCUCGAAGCCGACGACCUGACGAGACGCGAGAGGAUUACCAUAAAAACACACGAGGCAUCGUAGAGCCCGGGAUGGAGGCGCUGCUGCGGUCAGCAGGGGGCAGUCUCCUCCACCUGUCCAUCUCUCAGUGUCCUCACGUCCUCACCGACAGGACGCUGUGGCUGGCCAGCUGCUACUGCAGGAACCUGCAGACACUCACGUACAGGAGUUCUUCAGAUCCUCCAGGUCAAGAGGUUCUCUGGGCCCUGGGUGCUGGCUGCAGGAGCAUCAGCAGCCUGCAGGUGGCGCCAGCUUUCCCGUGCCAACAGCCAACCCGGUUUAGUAACCGCUGCUUGCAAACGAUUGGUCGAUGCUGGCCACACCUCCGGUUGCUUGGUGUGGGCGGAGCUGGCUGCAGUACUCAGGGAUUGGUCACUGUUGUUCGCAGCUGCGCUCACCUGCAGGUUCUGGAGUUGGAGCGUAUUACCGACCUCGGCCUGCAGGCGGCGAUGGAGCUGUGUAAACCAGGACUGAAGAGUCUGCACACCCUGAUCCUGAUGCACACGCCGGUCAGCGGUCAGGCCAUCCUGCACUUCCACAGUGUGUGCAGUAACAUCAGAUCUAUCAUGGUAGAGGUGUCUGUGUCAGAUUAUUUUGAAGAACCAGAUACUCAGGAAGCUCAACACCUGUUUGGAGAGAUUCUCAGCACACUGAAGGUUCUUCAGACUCGUCCGGGACUCAGCGACGUCCUGCAGGUUAAAGCCGAAGGAUUCUCCUGACCUCAACACAUAUUUAUACUUCCACACGUGUGAGGAUCAUCACUCACAUGACAGUUUUUACAUUUAAAUGAAAGUCUGAGUCUGGUUGAUGCUAAAGCCAAGGGUCUGUCCCAGUUCUGAGACGGUCCGUCCCAGUUCUGAGACGGUCCGUCCCAGCACUGAGACGGUGUCCCAGCACUGAGGUGGGCAGCCAUUUCAAAGAUGGACCUCACUAAUCAAGAAAAUCAUUUUUCAGGUAUCUGAUUGAAAUAAAUCAGUUGUGUGUGGAUGAAUUAG